This is a messenger RNA of Gallus gallus (chicken), 2363 nucleotides long. It is a transcript of the gene RBM18, whose product is annotated as RNA binding motif protein 18. Lineage: Eukaryota; Metazoa; Chordata; Aves; Galliformes; Phasianidae. Gene Ontology annotation, molecular function: RNA binding. Bases 53 to 625 code for a protein of 190 amino acids. The record is from RefSeq and is a predicted model, not a curated record. The transcript is spliced from 5 exons.
GGGGCGAGGCCUGCGCGAGGCCGGGGAUGGUGAGGGGCGGCCCCGCGCCGCCAUGGAGCCGGAACGACAGGCGUUGCCGCUGGAGAAUGCCGCCAUCCUGUCCGAGGGCGCCCUGCAGGACGGGCACCGCCUCUGGAUCGGCAACCUCGACCCCAAGAUCACCGAGUACCACCUUCUCAAACUCCUUCAGAAGUUCGGCAAAGUAAAGCAAUUUGAUUUUCUCUUUCACAAGUCUGGAGCUUUGGAGGGGCAGCCAAGGGGUUACUGUUUUGUGAACUUUGAAACCAAACAGGAAGCAGAAAAGGCGAUCCAGUGUCUCAAUGGGAAGCUGGCCCUUUCCAAGAAAUUGGUGGUGCGGUGGGCACACGCACAAGUCAAGAGAUACGAUCACAAUAAGAACGAGAAGAUCCUUCCGAUCAGUCUGGAGCCAUCGUCCAGCACGGAGCCACCCCAGUCCAACCUGAGUGUCAGUGCAAAAAUAAAGGCCAUUGAGGCCAAGCUGAAAAUGAUGGCAGAAAAUCCAGAUGCAGAAUAUCCAGCAGCGCCUGUCUAUUCUUACUUCAAACCACCAGAAAAGAAAAGGACUACUCCUUAUUCCAGAGCAGCCUGGAAAUCUAGAAGAUGAUGCUUAUUGAAUGGAUGGUGGUAGCAAGAAACACUGCUUUGUACGCCUGGAAUCCUCCAAUGCUUUUGUACUUUGUAGGGUGAGAAGGAUGCUCCACCUGAGCACAACACGCUGUACGUGGCACAGUGUUUGUGACACUUUGGGUGGUCUGCUGGGUGCUCUUUGUUGCCGUGUAGCUUCACAGCUGAGCGCUGUUCAGAAAAGUAGGUUCCAUUCAAAGCCUCUGCUGAACAUGCAGACAACCUUUGGAUAGCUUGCAUUCAUUAGCAAGAUUAGAGACAGUAACCAGUGUACGGAGUGAAGCACAUCCAAAAAUACUCUAUUUAACUGAUUACUUUUUAAAGUCUUUUUGAACUAAAGGUAUUCCAAUUCGUGUUUUUAAUGGAGGGGGAACACCUGGUUUUGAUUAACAUUCUGUAGUUACCAUGGAAAACUUUUUCAUCUCAAUAAAACUCAUUUUAAAUAGUCUUUGCAACACUUAGUAACUGUGCAUGUGAUAUUUUCUAUGCACCAACCCAAAUUUAUUUUGCAUUUUUAUUUGCUGGCUUUGUAAGUCAUGGCACAGCACAGGUAUUCUGUGUCAUUUGGGCUGCAGGCAUGUGCCUCUGCGUUGGAAUUGGCGUAGUUACGCACCAGUGGGGUCUGUUCUGUGCCAUGAGCUUCAGAGUGCAGCAGUGGCAUCCCUAAUAUUUGUGUUCAGGAACCCCCGUUAGUGGUAGCUCUUCAUAAACCAGAUGUGACAGCGUGAGAAUAACGCUGCAGCCUCAGAGACAUCUGUCAAGCACAUGACCUCAGUGUUUGCCUACCAACCAGUCUGACCUUUAUCUUUUUGACUGGCUGGUAGAGGUUUCUCAGUGUGAUUCAAGUGGCACAAGUAUCUGUGGCAGCGCUGGUUCUGCUGCCCGCUGAGGCUCACCCAUACAAGGCGUCUGGUUUGGGGCUGUCAUGGAGGCACUUGGCUGAAAUCAUCGGAUCUGCAGCUCGUUCUUCUCCUUAAAUGUUCUGUGCAAAAUCUGAGGAAGGGCCGCCCUGGCAGCGUUUCCUCCUUUUUGCACGUGGGGCAUUGGGAAUGUGUGCACUCAGGUGCAGAAUGCACUGAUGGUACUGGAGUCUGCUUUCUCACAUCCUUCCAGUGGUGAGCCUUUAGCUAACCUGUCACUCUUGAGUUGCUUCUCCAAACUGGUAAACAGGAGCAAGAAAGUGAUUUUUGAACAGCCCACCACUUCUGAGCACAAGUGCUGCUCACUUGUAUAACGAAGUCAGGUUUGCAUUCCCAAAGCAGCACACCUGCCUUCGAGUGCAGAGCAUGCUUCCUGCUCCCAAACUUUGCUGCCAGAAUGAAGCUUUGCAUGUGUACGGUGGAUAGAUUGAAAGCCUGAAUUGCUGGGAAGUAGGUCUUGUACUGUUAGAUACUUGCUUGCUAAUUUUCUUUGGGUACCUGAGUAAAAAGAAAGUACGGUUUGGAGUUUGUCCCCCUGUGGAUGUGUCAGUAACACUCAUUUGCAUUCCUCUGUGAGCAGCCUGUGUUUUGUUCUUACGUGUGCUACCACUUGUAGUCCUCAGGAUGUGCAUCUGCAUUAUUUCAAACCAUUUCUGUUUUUAAUAGGAAUUUAGAAAAUGCCCAAAUUCAGGUGAGGUGUGUGGUGGCAUUCCCUUCAGAACCAUAUUUUGAUAUUUGUUUGUAUUUAAAUUAAACUUGUUGAAAUUCUUACGGCUCUAAAUAAACGUUUAAAAUGCA